AUGGAGCUUUUACAAGAGCAUAUGAUGGAGAAUGCGGGAAAAUCAAAGGGGACAAUAGGAGUUUUUAGAGUUGAGGAGGGUUCUUCUUCGGGCUAUUCAAAGCCUGGGGAGAAUCAAGGUUGGAACUCUAAGAGAUGCGAGGAGGGUUUCCACCCAUGCUAUUUACAGCAAGGUGGGAAUCAAGGUUGGAACUAUAACAAGGGGGAAGAGAAAACGAGAUACCAUCAAGAUUGGUCCGAGCAGAGUGAUUAUUGGAGAAGGGAGGAUUAUUAUGAAGAGGACUACACUAACUCAAGUGAGAGCCCAAAAUCGAGAGGGAGUCCAAGUAGUCCCCGGGUGAAUGAUUUGCCUUUACGCAUUCUUGAUAAAGUUGAAGUCUCGAAUGAAUUAUUGAAAGGGAUGAAAUAUGAUUUUUCAUCAUUGAACAAUAAAGUAAACUCUCAUACUGAUGAAAUAAAGCUGGUUGUGGUCACUCGUAGUGGAAAAGAAGCAAUAGGUGAUGUCACAGGAAAUGAAAAAGUGCACACGCAUGAAGAAGGCAAAGGUAUAGAGGAAGAAGAAAUAACCAUCCAUCAAGACAUUGCCAAGAAACCGCAAAGUGAUGUGGAGAAACACAUGCCAAGCCCAAAAGUUAAGCAGCCUUUACCCAAAAUAUCUCCUCCAUUUACCCAACGCCUCAAGAAGAAGAAUGAAGAUGAGAAGUUCAAAAAAAAAUUAUCGGUGUUCAAGACUCUAUCUAUUAAUCUCCCUCUAGUGGAAGUAUUGUUGGAAAUGUCGGGUUAUGCCAAGUUUAUGAAGGAGUUAGGCACAAACAAAAAUAGCUUGGAUUUUGAGAUGAUCGAAGUUUCUCACAGUUGUAGUGCAAUUAUGACUACUGAGCUGAUAAAAAAGAAAGAAUAUCCUGAAGCGUUCACCAUCCCAUGCACCAUAGGCAUGCUCCAAUUUGCCAAAGUCUUAUGCAAUUUGGGAGCAAGUAUCAAUCUAAUUCCAUACACGAUCUAUAAACAACUCGGUUUGGAUGAAGCAAAGGCUACAACUAUGAGACUCUUGAUGGCAGACCGAUCAACUAAAAAUCCAGGGGGAUAUUAUAUGACAUCUUCCUUUGGUUUAGGUUCUCAGCUUCACGAUCACGCAUAG
Messenger RNA from Solanum verrucosum, 1137 nucleotides. RefSeq lists its product as uncharacterized. The record is from RefSeq and is a predicted model, not a curated record. NCBI's taxonomy places the organism in Eukaryota, Viridiplantae, Streptophyta, Magnoliopsida, Solanales, Solanaceae. The transcript has 3 exons. The coding region runs from base 1 to 1137 and encodes 378 amino acids.